Gasterosteus aculeatus aculeatus (three-spined stickleback) is the source of this 5914-nucleotide messenger RNA. Its product is annotated as microtubule-associated protein 1S. Gene Ontology annotation, biological process: regulation of microtubule depolymerization; axonogenesis; dendrite development. Gene Ontology annotation, cellular component: neuronal cell body; microtubule; synapse. NCBI's taxonomy places the organism in Eukaryota, Metazoa, Chordata, Actinopteri, Perciformes, Gasterosteidae. Gene Ontology annotation, molecular function: microtubule binding; actin binding. The record is from RefSeq and is a predicted model, not a curated record.
UCACCUCUGUCUCUAAUAAAAAGCCGAUGUCAGGCUUCUUAAAUGACAUCAGAUUGUGCAAGUUUCCAACAUGGCGUCCAGCCGGCUGCCGGAGAGGGAGGUCCGGGAGGAGUCGAAGCGCGUUGCGACCGCAAACCCCGACUUCAGCCCCCAUAAAUUCUCCUUGCUCAUCAUCACAGGACGGAGCGCUCCCCUCACACAGACGGCGCCCAUCAACAGGGAGAUCGAACGAGGUAUUCAGUCAUGGGACAUUGACUUAAAAUCCUGUAACCUGAACCUCUAUCUCCAAGAGUUUCUUUCCCAACACACGGCAUCUUUCAAGGGUGCAGGGCAGAAGUGUCUGCGCCACAGUAACAGAGUGUUGGACACCCAGGUCCUGAUCAGUCCAUCCCAGGAACAGGUUCAUUCAGAGGUAUUCACUCUGCUGUCCAGGGAAUCGGCCCAUAAGCUGUUAAUCUUGGCUGGCCAGAGUUCAGAGGAAAGUGGAGACCUGCUGUUUCACAGAGGACUUUUCUCACCCCAGAAACUGAACCAAAUACUGGCACAGCAGUUUGUAGAUCGAGAGAGCUCUCCCUCCUCCUCCAAACUCAGUUUGACCCUCAGCUGUCCCAGCACCAGCCAGUGGAGGAAGACUCUCCUUGGGAACCAGGCUCUGCAGGCUUCUUUCGAGCUGCACAUCAAUCCCCCAGAGGUGCUGCCUGCCAUGGAGGCUCUGGGGGAAUUCACCUCCCUCAUCUCUGGUACUCUUUCCCCUCCAUCUCCCUUUGACCUCUUGCCUCCGCCCAUCACCGUGGGCUUUCUGAAGCUGUCCCGCCCCUGCUGCUACGUGUUCCCUGCUGGCCGCGGCGACUGUGCCUUUUUUGCCGUCAACGGGUUCACGUUGCUGGUGGAUGGCGGCUCGGACUCUCAGGCCUGUUUUUGGAAGCUGGUCCGACACCUCGACCGAGUUGAUGCAGUUUUGAUGACGCACAUUGGGACAGAAAACCUCCCUGGGGUCAACGUCUUCCUGGAGAGGAAGGUGGCCGAGUUGGAGCUCAGCUCUGAUAUCAAAGAUGACACAUCUAAGAGGCUUAUCUCCCCAGAGCUGGGAGUAGUCUUCUUUAAUGCCCCCAGUGGGCUACAGGUGGAUCUACAGCCUUGUGUGGACAACGUACAGAAGAGCACACACCAGGCAGCCCUAACCUUGCAGUUGUUGAAGAAAUUAGACAUCAGACCACAGCCAUUGUUUCGCCCGCAAGGGGUUCCCAUUGAACCGCUAACCCUGUUCCAGAAGAUGGGAGUGGGACAGCUGGAUUUAUACAUCCUCAGCCCUGGAAUAAACAGCCAGGAGUACCAGACACUCAUGCAUAACUGGCCUGACGCAGUAUCCUCAGCAACAAAAUCCCAAACCCUCCCUCUCACCACCCUGGCUUCAGUUUCUGCGCUGCUGGUGUGGCACCCAGCAUGUCCCCAGGAGAAGGUGGUCAGGGUGCUGUUUCCGGGCGUUACCCCACAGGAAAAGCUGUUGCUGGGGCUCGAGAAGCUUAAGGGGCUGGCUUUCCUCCAGAAACCCUCAGUGACCACCGGGGACAUGGAGAGACUGGGCGAGGACGGAAAGACCAAGAGGACAGAGAACCAGGGGGCUGGCAAAUCACAGGGGAAGGAGAAAACAAACAAACAUGGGAAAGAGUCAGGAGUUAAAGAAGAGGGAAAGGAGGUACCGGUUAGGGAAAAAGGAAAAGUAUUAAAUGGAGUCACUUCAAGAGAUGCUGAUAAAACCAGAAUCAAAAACAAAGGCGGAAAGCCAAAAGGAGCAUUGUCAGAGAACAAUACCUCAAAGAAAGGAGGAAGGAAGGAUGGGAAAAAGGAAGAGAAGCCCGGGAUUAAACAGGAGAAUGGUGCUAAGAGAAACCAUCAGGGUGAAAAGGAUGUUCUCCCUUUCAAACCAAAGAAUGAGAAUAAAACUAAGCUCAAAAAGGAAGCAAAAAAUGACUCCAAAACAGGUGUGAAGAAGCCAGGAAAACUAUCGGGAAAGGAUGUAAAUAACGGCAAAAAAGUAAAUGGAAACACUGCGGCAAAACCUGACACUGGGAGUCGUUUGGAAAUCCCAGAUCCCGGGGGGCUUGAUACAGAGGAGCAUAACCACAAACCAGAGAACGAGUCUGAAGAGAACCCCUGUGGCUCCAAGCUGUCUACCCCUGAGGAUAUGACAAAGGAUUUUCUCAGGCUCCGGGAGGAAACGGAAAUAGGUGAGGCACAGGUGGAAACAGCAGAUAAGACAAAGAAAAAAAGCUGCGAGUCAGGAAAUGAAAAGAGCUUUGGAGGUGUGAGCAAAGAGAAGAGUAUCGCAGCUGAAGAGGCUGCAGAGAUAAUGGGAGGAAGGAGUGGUGAUAAUGGGUCGCAAGGCAAGACUUGGUCAGGAGAGAAAGCUGAUGUAGACCUGCAGAAAGUGCAUAGUGCGAGUGCUGCCAAACCAGAAAAGGUUGUGGGAUUCCCCGCUCCCCUGAACAAGGCACCAAAGAGCGAGUGCACAGUCCCGCUUGACUUAACCCCCACCGAAUACACUCUCUUGGACGGGGCUUUGAGAAACAGCCCUCCCUCCCGCUCCUCUCCAGAGAACCAGGGUCCUGUCAGCCCUGACGAGCAGACCGUAGAGCCCGCCUCCCCUGAUUCACGGCCCAACAGUGCGGGCCACACUCCUUACUGUCUUUCCCCAGAUGAUGUGUGGUGCAAUAGGGCCACUCUCAGCAAGUUACAGGCUCAGAUGAGUAACUUGGAGUCAUUUGAUAUCAACCAGCCAGACGGAGCAUCCAAGCAAAAUGAGGGGCAGCCCAAAAGCAAUCCAGAAAGUCAAACACUCCCAAAAGAGAGGCAACUAAGCUUCCUUUCUUUGGGUUCAUUUAAAGAAGGACCUUCUGACCCCUCUCCCUCCUUCACUAACACCACCACCACUACACACUCCAUGCCGGCGGAGGUGAGCUCACCUCAGUCCACAGAAGUAGACGAGUCACUAUCCAUGUCCUUGGAGCAUGGACCAACCACUUUGAGUCAGAAGGAUGGGGACGACAGUGUUCAUAACUCCCAUUCCAAUGGGGGCCAUUUUGCUGGCAUGUCAUUACCGACAAAGAAGCCUCCCCGACCUUUAGCACCAGGUUCAGAGAUGGGACGGCCUCCGGCUCCAAACUCACUUCAUUUUGAUGCGUCAACUCACGAAGUGGAUCUGUGUUUGGUUUCCCCCUGCGAGUUCAAGCAUCUCAAACAGCCUGACUCCAGCCUUGGCGCUAGCGAGCCCCCCAGAGGAGCCUUCGCUCCGCAUCAUCACGGCAACAACAACCCCAAGGAUUCAUCUCCUAGUGAGUCCUGUGCCCCCGUGUGCACGGAGGACUGCCCGUCCACCACAGCAGAUGGAUGCCUGGACUCAGAUGACAAUGAUUCCAGCAGCGAGCCAUCUAAUUCUCCGCAUAAUCUCCGCUCCAGUCAGGGUCUGCCCCCGGACCCUCUUCCAGCCCCUCUGAGGGACAGCCCGCCCCUGCCCCCACAUCCGGGCACAUCCAUGCCCGUUCCUCAGUCUGAAUCCGACGCCCACAGGAAGAAAGCAAAAGCCACUGGAAUGCGGGGAAAAGCUCCAGCUGUUGUCGAGCCUUCCCAAAGAUCUGGCUCAGGGAAAAUCAGGACAAGUGGAGUCCAAAAGGGGAAUGUGUUUUCAACCUUUACGCCUUCUUCCAGCAUCCGCUCAGCACCAGCAAAAUCCUCUCCCAAUACAGACGCCAAGUCUACAUGCGAUGGUGAGGUCAGUGUGUACGUGGACCUGGCCUAUAUUCCCUUUGGAGCCUCUUCUCCAACAGUCAGUGUGGACUUCUUCAGAUGCGUUCGUUCCUCCUGUUACAUCAUCAGUGGCGACAGUCAAGAGAAGGAGGAGCUAAUGAGGAAUACACUGGACGCACUACUGGAUGCUAAGAUGUCGUGGCCUGACACUAUGCAGGUGACAUUGAUUCCUACCUUUGAAUCGGUACCAAUGCAGGAGUGGUACCAACAGACCCUGGACAGACAAAAGGAGCUGGGCAUCACCGUGCUCGGAUCCAACAGCACUGUUGCGAUGCAAGACGAGACCUUCCCAGCAUGCAAGAUAGAGUUUUGAAGACCUAAGGAUGCAGCGGAGGACCGUGAAGGUGAUCUGAAGGAUAGACGACUGCAUAGAGAGCAAAAGAGAGAAAGAAGUAGAUGUCAUGGGGAACUACAGAGAAUAUUUGGCCACUUUCUGCACAAACAAAACUAACAUGGGAUUCUCACCGAUUCCCUUCCUGGUAAAUAACGUAUUUGUGGGCUCUCUUGCACCAAAAGGCCCUUCAUGGGGGAUUAUUGCAUGAUUUUUUUAAAGCAUGUCGGCUUGCAAACAUGUGGAUCCAGAUGACAGCUGUAAUUUAAAGAUGAAUCAAUACAGAUAGCAAACAUGGGGUUAAAAUCACUUUGUGUAAGCUUGUCUUAUUAAUGCAUUCAGGACUGAAAGGUUUUAGUAGUUUGCUGCGUUCCAAUGCCCAUUUUGCUGCUUUUAAUGUCACAUUUACCCGUUGACCUCACUUAUCCCGAUACUUACAAAUGACAGUGUGCACACUUUUAUUUAGGAAAACAUUGUCCGCAUUUGCACAUACAUUUGCACAGACGAUGUAUGUAUCGUAAAAAUAGAGUUUUAUGUUGUACCUGAAGAUCUCACAUUGUGUCGUCAGGUGUUUGUUGUGAGCACUGUAAGCAGACACGAGAUGAGCUGUGCUCAUUCAAAAUUUAUUGUGCCUCAGUGGCUUCACUGUUGACCUCGUAAUCUCAGCAGAGCAAACUGAAGAAAUGCAACGUAUCGGAUGUUGAGUGAUAAUCUAAGGAUAUUGAAUGGGGGUGAUCAAAAACAAAUCUGUCGAAAGGGAUCAGAGUAAGGGAAUUAGUUUAAUAGCAUUACAGCAACCACCUCUUUAGAAUGUCACUGUAAUUGCAAUCCAUUACAGGAGCUCAAAAUCAUGUUAAUUAGGAAUCUGACAGCAAAUGCUUUUGUGAAACAAAAGGUAGAAAAUAAAAGUGAUCACAUGUACAGAUUGUUGUUAUGAUGACGAUUGUUGGAGCAAUAUUUUCGCGCCAUAACAUUUUAUGUGAGUUAAAUAGCAGCUUUCCAUGCUGUGCUCUGAAUAAAUUAGAGGGAAUUCAUAUGUUGAACUAAGUGAUCCUUAUUGAGAAACUGAAAUUACUUAAUUUGUCAAUAGUUGUUUAUUAUUCCAGCAUAGAGUUUAACACAUAUAAAAGGGAAUUAUUCUGGAACUAUAUAACUGCUUUUCCCUGAAAUUAGUACUAGAUUAUUACAAAUUAAUUUUUGUCCUAAUCUGGAUGGUUUCAUAUUCCGGUAAAUGUAAAUUGUUCAUGCAAAUGUAGCAUACAGAGUUUCUACAAUAUGAAUCAAUCCCAUAUACUUAAAAAAAUGCAGUAUUGUUUCUGAACCUCUAAAUUAUCUAAAAUACAUUUUAGAAUUAUAUAGAUUGAAAUUGAAUUGUUAUCUUAGCUUGUACAAUACUUGGUAUUUGUUUUAUUUUGUAAAUCCAUAUUUAUUUUCUUUUUAUUAUACCCUUCAGCAAAAGGUUGUCAGAUUAAAUGAUUUUUAGCAAUGGGAAAUGAAGUAGAACUGUAAUCAUGACAAUUACUUGAUCCCCAAGGUAGCAAUGGGAAAAUGUGUAUGUGUCCCGCAUGUAUAAAAUACUUUAUGUACUUAUGUGGUUUCAUUCAUGAUAUUCAUGAAGACAUAGAGCAAAGCACUGUGGGAGAGCGAGGCGAUGGGAUGGACAUUUAAAACCUUUUACUUUGCAAUUGUCUAAGUAAUAAACACCGUAUCAAUGUCAAAAUAUGUGUGUGGUGGGGCCGGCACCAAUGUAUGAAUAAAGAAUGUGCAUAACCAUUAAAA